AUGUUUGGGGUGUAUAGGCAGCUCACACAUGAAAGAGGAGCCGACGGCGGCGAGCGGGGGGGCAGCUCCGGGUCUUCUCUGCUUUGUGUUGCAUUUUUGCAGCAGCAGCAGCAGCAGCAGCAACACAAGCAACAACAGCAACAGCUGCAGCAGCAGCAGCAGCAGCAGCAGCAGCAGCAGCAGCAGGCUGCUGCUGCUGCUGCUGCUAUUGCGUUGCCACACAACGGAGAAGGGCUAACGCAGCAGCAGUUUCACCCCUGCGCAGCAGCCCCGCAGCAGCAGCAACAUCCCCAUCAGCAGCAACAGCAGCAGCAACAGCAGCAGCAGCAGCAGCGGCAGCAGCAGCAGCAGCAGCAGCAUGCACCAGCAGCGGACAACCAGGUUUUGUAUGGGUACAGCAGCUCCAGCCCCAGGCAGCAAGUUGCUGCUGCAGCUGAUAUAGGACGAGAGAAAGAAGAAGGAAGCAGCAGCAGAAACGCAGCUGCACACAGCAACACCCACCUGCUGCUGCUCGCGCUGCUGCUGCUGCUGCUGCUGCUGCGGCUGCUUCUGCUGCUAUUGCGUUGCCACACAGCGGAGAAGGGCCAACGCAGCAGCAGUUUCCCCCCUGCACAGCAGCCCCGCAGCAGCAGCAACAUCCCCAUCAGCAGCAGCAGCAGCAACAGCAGCAGCAACAGCAGCAGCAGCAGCAGCAGCAGCAUGCACCAGCAGCGGCAGAGCUCGGUGUAUGGGCCCACAUCAAACCCCCAGGGCCCCCGUCGUGCCUCUGAGCUGCCGAAGGAGAACAGGCUGCGGCAGCUGUCCCUGCAGCAGCAGCAGCAGCUGCUGGUGCGUCGACUGCAGCAGCUGCAGCACGAAAAACAUCAACAGCAGCAACAGCAACAGCAGCAGCAGCAGCAGCUAGAAGAACAAUCCCCCCGCUCUCACCCGCAACAACAACACCAACAGCAGCAACAGCAGCAGCAACAGCAGCAGCAGCAGCUGCUGGUGCGUCGACUGCAGCAGCUGCAGCACGAAAAACAUCAACAGCAGCAGCAACAGCAGCAGCAGCAGCAGCAGCUUCAGCAGCUAGAAGAACAAUCCCCCCGCUCUCACCCGCACCAACAACAACAGCAACAGCAACAGCAACAGCAACAGCAGCAGCGUCGGUACCCUCUUUGA
Eimeria mitis is the source of this 1161-nucleotide messenger RNA. RefSeq lists its product as uncharacterized. Lineage: Eukaryota; Apicomplexa; Conoidasida; Eucoccidiorida; Eimeriidae. The coding region runs from base 1 to 1161 and encodes 386 amino acids. The record is from RefSeq and is a predicted model, not a curated record. The transcript is spliced from 6 exons.